Molecule: messenger RNA, 714 nt
Organism: Penicillium daleae
Lineage: Eukaryota; Fungi; Ascomycota; Eurotiomycetes; Eurotiales; Aspergillaceae
Product: putative isochorismatase family hydrolase
Exons: 4
Coding region: 1-714 (237 amino acids)
Source: RefSeq, a predicted model, not a curated record
AUGAACUUCUCCAAGAUCAUCCAGACAGCCUUCCUGCUGGCUCUCUCUGUCCCUGCUCAGGCAUGGAACAGACUGGACAAGGAUAAUGCGGCUCUCUUGGUCAUCGAUCACCAGGUUGGUCUGGCCCAGCUCGUGCGUGACUAUGGCACCAAUGACUUCCGCAACAACAUGCUUGCGCACGCCUCCAUCGGCAAUGUUUUUGAUCUACCUACUAUUCUGACUUCCUCUUCCGAUUCUGGUCCCAACGGCCUUCUGCUGAAAGAGAUCACCGACAUGCACCCCAAUGCCACUUUUGUUCGCCGUCAGGGCGAGGUCAACGCAUGGGACAAUGAGGAAUUCCGCAAGGCUGUCAAGGCCACCGGAAAGAAGCAGCUGAUUAUUGGCGGUAUCGUGACCGAAGUUUGCACCGCCUUCCUGGCUAUGUCGCUUAUCGAUGAGGGAUAUGAGGUCUUCGCCAACACCGAUGCUAGCGGAACCUUCGAUGUCAAGCUCGCUGAGGAUGCUAACCGCCGCAUGGAGCGCGCUGGUGUCACUCUCAUGGGCUACUUUGCUAUUAUCUGUGAUCUUAUGCGUGACUGGCGAAGCACCCCUGGCCUCAACGAGAUCCUUCCCGUCCUUGACAAAUACCAAUUUGCUUACGGUCUGGUUGCCCGCCACCAUGCCGGUGCUAUUGAGAACGGUACCCUGGCUGCUAUUGAGAGCACUUUGAUCUAA